GAUACCAGUACAUUUUUGGGGUUUCAACUGAAAUAUAUGAAUAAAUUAAAGUAUUGUAAUAAUUUAUUCAUAAUUCAUUGGUAUUGCCCCUCCCCAAAAAGUAUCCAAACAAGUGGAAAAUAUAAGCCAUUUUAAUUCAAACUUAAAGCAAUUAAAAAGCGAUGUGAUUUGACUACAUUAGAUUAAUGAAAAUUAACUACCAAUGAAGCUAUGAUGUCGGGCGAAGGGUUGACAUGAGAGAAAGGCGAUAGCUACAAUGUAUCGUCCUCAGACAUAGUUACCUCUGCUCUGUUCGCUUAGAUGACUUUUUCCUGACACUGAGCAUAGACAUUUCUGCUGCUGUUGAGUAGAGGAUCAUUCUCUUCGAGCACUGUGCCUAUGACUUCACCGUGGGGUGGGCUGGAGACAUGCACCCACCAUCAAGGGAGGACUUUGUGUCUUUAACCCUCACUGGACAAGGAAGUGGCAUCUAUAAUAACAGUAAACAGUGGAGAAGACAGUCCUGCUGGAGGAAAUGGAAACGGUUAUCCAGAUUGCAGCGCAACCUAAUCCUCUUCACCGUGGCUCUCAUGUUAGUUUGUGGGAUUUCUACUUAUCCCAGUGUCACAGAACAUUUCCGAGGCCUUACUGUUGUUGCGAAGGAGGAAGGGGACCAUGCUCUGAAACCUGUCAUCCAUGAGGUCCAACCUGAGUUGGACAAACUGAACCGACCGCUAGUACCAGAGUCACCUUCAGAGAAGCAGAAGAGGGCAGCCCGCAAGCGGGGGCCACCCAGCCUGCAGAACCGACUGCAAAAGAAAGGGAACGUGUCAGAUACCCAGGUGGAGAAAGAGGAGGGAGAGAAGCCACUUGUAAACUGGCGUGUGGCCAUGAUGGACCAAGCCACUGAAAGAGGAACUGCCAAGGAAGCAGCGAACAAGGUGGAUGUCCCAGCGGUUGAGCAAGAGGGCCAUUCACACAAGGAGCCAGAAGUCGAUAGGCUUGAGGCAGUACGUGAUGCUUUCAGACAUGCAUGGAAGGGCUACAAAGAGUUUGCCUGGGGGAAAGAUGAGCUGAGGCCCAUGUCUAAGUCCUAUGGAGAGUGGUUUGGCCUAGGCUUGACCCUAAUUGAUGCACUGGACACAAUGUGGAUCCUCAACCUCAAAAAAGAGUUUGAGGAGGCUAAGACCUGGGUGUCCACAGAGCUGUCCUUUAAUAAAAACGUGGAUGUGAACCUGUUUGAGAGCACCAUCCGUAUCCUGGGCGGCUUGCUGAGCACUUACCAUCUGACUGGAGACAUUCUGUUCCUGGACAAGGCUAAAGAUAUAGGAACGAGGUUAAUGCCUGCCUUCAACACCCCGUCCAAGAUCCCUUACUCAGAUGUGAACAUUGGGAAGGGUACGGCCCAUCCCCCUCGAUGGACGUCGGACAGCACUGUUGCGGAGGUCACCAGCAUCCAGCUGGAAUUUAGGGAGCUGAGUCGCCUCACUCAGGACACACGCUACCAGGCUGCAGUGGACGAGGUCAUGCAGAAAGUCCACAAGUUGGAGGGGAAGCAGGAUGGCCUCGUCCCCAUGUUCAUCAACACCAACAGCGGCCAGUUCACCCAUUUGGGGAUGUUCACGCUGGGUGCACGGGCAGACAGCUACUACGAAUACCUCCUCAAACAGUGGAUCCAGGGAGGCAAGAAGGAGACGGCGUUGCUGGAGGAUUACCUGCAGGCCCUGGAGGGAGUGAAGAAGAACCUGCUGAAGAAGUCCUCUCCGAACAGGCUGACCUUCGUAGGGGAGCUUUCCCAUGGCAGGUUCAGCCCCAAAAUGGACCACCUGGUGUGUUUCCUCCCUGGGACCCUGGCUCUAGGGGCCCACCACGGCCUGCCAGCCGAACACAUGGAGCUGGCCAAGCAGCUGAUGGAGACCUGCUACCAGAUGUAUGCCCAGAUGGAGACUGGCCUGAGCCCUGAGAUUGUCCACUUUAACAUGCACGAGGGCAGCAUCGGAGAUGUAGACGUGAAGCUUGCAGACAGACACAACCUCCUGCGCCCUGAGACGGUGGAGAGCUUGUUCUAUCUGUACAGGUUCACUAAAGACCGGAAGUACAGGGACUGGGGCUGGGAGAUCCUCCAGAACUUUAACAAGUAUACCAAGGUUUCUACUGGUGGCUACACGUCCAUCAACAACGUCCGGGACCCAGAGUACCCCAGCCCCCGGGACAAGAUGGAGAGUUUCUUCCUGGGGGAGACUCUCAAAUACUUCUACCUGCUGUUCUCAGAUGACCCGGAGCUGCUCAGUCUGGACAAGUAUGUGUUCAACACAGAGGCUCACCCCCUGCCCAUCUGGCCCACUGCACAGUGAGAGAUACACAGGGCAAGUCAACAUGAAGCACACAUACAGUAAUACAUCACAGCUCAGGGCUUGGCUAACACCAAUAUAUCUUGUUAUUCCUUAUUGUAUAUCUCAGUGACUCAAAUUUGGGUUGGUUUACCCUCUCCUAAAUUGAAAACUCUGGGAGAAAUGCCUAUUUUUAAAAGCCAGAAUUCAUUGUUUGUUUAAAAAGUGAGGGGGGGGGGUAGCAGCAGUAGUGUUGGGGUGAGAUUGAAGCAUAGUAGCUUUGAUAUAUAUUUUGUUAUCUUUGUCUGUUCUCGCCACAUUGCUGCUGAGGAGGCCUGUCUAUCCUCUGAUAAUGACAGUUGUUUACUCUGAAGGAAGAGUGGAAAACAUGAGGCAGCCAAGCUAUGUCCUUGGCUCAUCAUGGUCAUUUUGUACACCAACACUAGAGAAAGAUAUGAGCGUGACUGGACUCCAAGUUGUGCCUAAAUUGGAGGCAGCAGCAGCCUGAGAGGAAGUGCUAGUUUGACAGAAUACAGCACUGAGUGACAAGUGACACCCCCUAUCAUGGACUUCCCACAUGAAGAAAGUCUAUAGUAUACUAUGGUAUAAAUCACUAUAGUGUAUACUGUAGUAUUUACAGUUAACUAUAUUAUAAACACUGCAGUAAAGAAAAACAGUAUUAUUUACUAGAACAUUCUAUAGUAAGUACUACACAUAGUUGAGGGAUACUACAGUGUAUAGUAUACUACCGCUUACUAUGGAAUUCUAUAAUACGUACUGUAGUAUUCAUAAGAAAUGUAUGUGGGUUUACAGUAAAUGACCAAGUAUUGUGAUAAAACAUUCUGUGUCCCUGGAUCCUCUCACUCUCCGGUCUCUUGAUCGCAUUCUUAAGAAAUGGUUUAUACCGUCAUGUCAGGCAUAGAAUAGUCUGAUUUGAAUUGCAUACUGUGAACCUUUUUGUGUAUGGCGACUGCAAGCACGUAUUGUUUAAUUUCCCUGUGUUUUGAAUUUGACUGACUCAGCUGCUAUUAUAUUUAAUGAAUGUUAUGUUUUACUUAUUGGUCAUGCUUUUCUUUGUUGUGGGGUCAAACUAGUGUAAGUUGGAGUGGACAUUUAGGUAGUUUUAGUUAUACAAAUGUUUGUGAGAUUUAAGAUGAAUUUUGUUAGUAUCAUUUGAAUUAAUUUGUAGUGUAUUGUGGUAUACUACAGUGCCUUCAGAGAGUAUUCAUACCACUUGACUUAUUCCACAAUUUGUUGUUGCAGUCUGAAUUCAAAAUUGAUUAAAUAAAUGUAUCCUCUCACCCAUCUACACAAAAUACCUCAACAUGACAAAGUGAAAACCAUGUUUUUAGCAAAUUUAUAAAGAAAUGUAAUACGUAAGUAUUCACACCCCUGAGUCAAUACAUGUUAGAAUCACCUUUGGCAGCAACUACAGCUGUGAGGCUUUCUGGGUAAGUCUUUAAGAGCUUUGCACACCUGGAUUGUACAAUAUUUGCACAUUAUUAUUUUCAAAAUUCUUCAAGCUCUCAAGUUGGUUGUUGAACUUUGCUAGACAUCCAUUUUCAAGUCUUGCCAUAGACUUUCAAGCUGAUUUUAAGUCAAAACUGGAACAUUCAAUGAAAUCUUGCUAAGCAACUCCAGUGUGUAUUUAGCUACACUUGCAAUAACAUCUGCUGAACACAUGUAUGUGACCAAUAAAAUUUGAUUUAUUUGGCCUUGUUUUAGGUUAUUGUCCUGCUUAAAGGUGAAUUUGUCUCCCAGUGUCUGUUGGAAAGCAGACUGAACCAGGUUUUCCACUAGGAUUUUGCCUGUGUUAGCUCUAUUCUGUUUUUUGGAUCAUGAACUCCCUAGUUCUUGCCAAUGACAAGCAUACCCAUAACAUGACACAGCCACCACCAUGCUUGAAAAUAUGAAGUGUAUCUUUGUUUUGACUGGGUGUUUUUGUAUACCUUUUAUAGUGUAAUCACUUCACCAUACUCAAAGAGAUAUUCAAUGUCUGUUUUUUUUUUACCCAUCUAUCAAUAGGUGCCCUUCUUUGCGCAGCAUUGGAAAACCUCUAGUCUUUGUGGUUGAAUCUGUUUGAAAUUCACUGUUUGACUGAGGGACCUUACAGAUAAUUGCAUGUGUGGGGUACAGAGAUGAGGUAAUCACGUUAAACAAUUAUUGCACACAAAGUGAGUCCAUGCAACUUAUGUGACUUGUUAAGCAAAUGUUUACCCCUGAACUUAUUCAGGCUUGCCAUAACAAAGGGGUUGAAUACUUGACUCGACAUUUUAAACUGUAAACCAACAAAAUGUGGGGACAGUCGGAGUGUGACUACUUUCUGAAGGCACUGUAUAUCUGGAUAGGCUGUAACUCCCAUACUUCACCAUCAUUCCUGUAAAUAUCUAUUGGGAAUGUAAUAUGUACAUUUUCCACUCUCGUGAUUCUGUUUGUAGUGGUAUUUUAUUUAAACGUUUGAGACGCAAUUCAACAUCCUAGGUGUAUAGUGUGAGAUUGUAGUUUUCUUCCCAAUUUGAAUGUUCAGCGCUCUCCUCCUUCACUGUUGUUUCACUAGUGCCUUCAACGUUGCUCUGGUUAACCUUAUGAAACUAUUUUGACAUCAUUCAUAAAUUGCUGUUUUGUUAUGGAAAUGUGGGUAGAUUUUUGUUUUACAUAUUCAUGGAGUGGAAUAAGGAAUGUCAUUUUCCAACAGUCUUUCAACCAUUUGCUGGAUGUACUUCUGUAACUUUCAAACUGCAUGCACUUAUAGUACAUAUCACGAAUAAGGGCUCUGCUUGCUAUCCCUCUUUCACAUUUCUGAUCAGUUGAUAUACUGCUGGUUGGAUUUCAAAUUCCUUUUUUAGAACUGUUAUGUUUCUCAAAAUGGAUUCUAAACUUUUAUAAACCAAAGAUAUCCUGGUUAUUACAAUAUCUGGAAUGAAUCUACACAUCAUUCUGUGAGGAUUGACAAAAUAAGCCAUUUCCCUAAGCCAUGUUUUAUAACAAUGUAAACUAAGGACUAUUGGAGUUUUUGAUACAGCAUCUGAAGUCAGCUGUUAGCUAACCAAGGUCAACAGCGUGUUAAUACUGUCUUGGUUAAUCACGUCUGCUGCUGUUCUGAUUCCCUCAAGCUGUGGAGGAGCAUUUUAUUUCAAACUGCUAAUGCCAUAUACCCACCUGGGACCUCAAGGCAAAAUAAGAAAUAUAAGUUAUUGUAUUUUUCUUGCAUAUUGUAAACAUUUGCAGUCAAUGUUACACAUUGGUCAGAAUCUCUCCAAUUCAAUUCAACUAUGCGCCUAUGACAUUUGCAACACUGUAUUUUGGAACAGCCCGUGUGAUGAGACUGCAACACCAGUGACUCAGAUGGAAAGUAGUACACCCAUGUCUUGAUUUAAAUCUCUUUCAACUUGGGCAUGAACAUGCUAAACCAAGGGCUGGGAGCUAAUGGGACCAGUGUUUCUGGGUCUGUGAACGUUCUUUAAGUCAUGACCUUUCAAAAUGUGUUAUGAAUCAUGUCACUUAGUUUUAUUAAACCAUGGACCAGCUUUAAUUUUGUAUAAAUGUCAACAUUAAAACACUUUAUAGAA
Molecule: messenger RNA, 5878 nt
Organism: Salvelinus fontinalis (brook trout)
Lineage: Eukaryota; Metazoa; Chordata; Actinopteri; Salmoniformes; Salmonidae
Product: endoplasmic reticulum mannosyl-oligosaccharide 1,2-alpha-mannosidase-like
Exons: 14
Coding region: 408-2333 (641 amino acids)
Biological process (GO): N-glycan processing; carbohydrate metabolic process
Cellular component (GO): membrane; endoplasmic reticulum
Molecular function (GO): calcium ion binding; mannosyl-oligosaccharide 1,2-alpha-mannosidase activity
Source: RefSeq, a predicted model, not a curated record